Molecule: messenger RNA, 1605 nt
Organism: Aspergillus nidulans FGSC A4
Lineage: Eukaryota; Fungi; Ascomycota; Eurotiomycetes; Eurotiales; Aspergillaceae
Product: protein CYP676A1
Exons: 5
Coding region: 1-1605 (534 amino acids)
Molecular function (GO): monooxygenase activity; heme binding; iron ion binding
Source: RefSeq, a predicted model, not a curated record
AUGAGUUCUCCAUGGAAAGUGAUGGAUCCCAAUCUGGCUGAUAUGCAUCAGAUCGCCUCAUUUUUGGGUCUACACCGCGUUGCACUGUUUCUGAUUGCUGCUGUCAUCGUGCGUGUGCUCUACCGCCGGUACUGGUCGCCUAUUCGAGACGUCCCUGGGCCCUUUUGGGCUUCGUUUUCGAGUCUUUGGAGAGUGUAUCACGUCGUCAAAGGGCAUACGGAACAGCAAAUCCUCAAGCUACACAAGGAACAUGGUAUUGCCCAUCCAUUAUUGUUGCGAUGGAGGCUAGAAGAGAAGAUAACGUCUGGCACAAUAGGCGACUUUGUCCGCAUCGCCGAGAAUGAAAUCAGUGUUGCCCACCCCGACGCUGUCAAGCAGCUCCUCCACGCCAACCUGGCCAAGGGCACGUUCUACUCCGUCUUCUCUCUCCCCGAUUACCGCUAUGUCAAUCAGAUGUCCGAGUUGGACCCGACCCGACAUAUCCAGAAAACACGCAAUCUCUCCGCCGGCUUCUCCUUGUCAAACAUCACAAAGACAGAACCAUACAUCGACAGAUGCCUGAAGGUUCUUAGUAGACAGCUAGAUGGGCUUGCAGCCUCUGACGCCCCAGUGCACUUCCAAGACUGGUUCAGUUUCUUCGCGUUCGAUGUCCUCGGCGAGGUAACCUUCAGCAAGUCCUUUGGAUUCCUCCAAGAAGGGCUAGAUAUCCGCAAUGCGAUUGCGAAUACCGGUUCUCUUGUUUACUAUAUCUCUAUCAUGGGGAACUAUGUCUGGUUUCAUAACCUGACGCUCGGAAACCCGCUCGUUAGCCGGUUAGGUCUCCAACCGAACUCCCAUAUCUUCGAUACGUGUCUCCUGGCUAUUGACAGCCGCAAGAACAAUCCAGAGCUUCGACAUGACAUGAUGCAGCGUUGGCUGGACAUGCGGGCGUCUCAUCCAGAACGGAUGUCUGAGGAGGAUAUCUUUGGGGCCGCCGUCGCUAAUGUUGGAGCAGGUGCGGAGACGAUUAGUUCGACGGCGCAGGCGGUAAUCUACUACCUAUUGAAAAACCCACAGUAUCUGGCUACGGUCAGAAAAGAGCUUGAUGAGGCCCAGGCGAAGGGAGAACUCUCGGAUGUUAUCCAGUAUGGCGAGGCGACGAAGUUGCCAUUCUUGCAGGCUUGUUUGAAAGAAGCAUACCGCUUCCACCCUGGUGUUUGCCAUAAUCUGCCUCGUAUCUCACCCAAGGGGGGCAUGACGAUUGCAGGGCGAUAUUUCCCUGAAGGCGUCAUUCUAAGCGUCCACCCCUGGGUUAUACACCGCAACGCCGACAUUUUCGGUGCUGACUGCGAUACCUACAACCCCACCCGCUGGCUGCAAGGCGACACUAAGAGGAUGGACUAUUUCUUGAUCCACUGGGGUGCCGGCUACAACCAAUGCCCUGGCCGGAACCUGGCGCAAUUCGAGCUCUCCAAGGUCCUUGCAACUGUGCUGCGAGACUACGAUAUCAAACUCAUGAAUCCGAAGAGCGAGUGGCGCUUCGAGACUCGGUUCCUGGCAGUGCCGUAUGGGUGGCCGUGCCAGAUUCAGAGGAGGAAGCGGGGGAUGGUGCAGGUAGCUGCAUAG